GAGAGCAGUAGGGUUUUGUGUGGGUUUUAGAGACGAUGAUGAUGGCGAAUUCAUUCCCGACUCACAGACCUGCCGAGUCAACUCAUCAUCGACUUCUCGAUUUCGUCAAAAGUGUGCUUAUCAAUAUCUUCGUCUCCCCUUAUGCCACUGUAUGUGAUAUGUAUUGUGGAAAAGUACCUGAUGUGGAGAAGUGGGACGAAGUUCAAAUUGGUCACUAUAUUGGCAUUGAUGUGGAAACUUCGGGAGUGAAUGAAGUGAAGGAAGCGUGGGAGAGUCAGCGGAAGGCUUACACAUCUGAGUUCAUUGAGCUCGAUCCUUGUAUUGAAGAUAUAGACUCAUUUUGGAAGGACAAGGAAAAGCAGGCCGAUGUCGUUUUCUGCAUGCACAAUUUACAGGCGUGCUUUGAUAGUGAAGAGAAAGCAAGGAGGCUAUUGCAUAAUGUAUCAGCUUUGCUUAAACCUGGGGGUUACUUUCUUGGUAUUACUCCUGACUCAUCUACUAUAUGGGCAAAGUACCAGAAGAAUGUUGAAGCAUACCAUAAUAGGAGCGGUGGGAUGAAACCAAACAUUGUUCCUAGUUGUAUUAGAUCAGAAAAUUACAUGAUCACUUUCGAGGUUGAGGAAGAGAAGUUUCCUUUCUUUGGUAAGAAGUAUCAAUUGAAGUUUGCAAGUGACAUCUCUGCUGAAACCCAAUGUUUGGUUCAUUUUCCAAGCCUGCUCAGGUUGGCCAGAGAGGCUGGCCUUGAGCACACGGAGAUUCAGAACUUGACAGAUUUUUAUGAUGAUAACAGAGCACAAUUUCUUGGAAUGCUACAAGAUGCUGGUCAUAACUUUUUUGAUCCCAGGGGCAGACUUCUUCCCAGAUCGUAUGACGUUUUAGGUCUAUACACCACAUUCAUAUUUCAAAAACAUGAUCCGGAUAUUGCACCUCCACUUACAACUCCAUUUUUGCCUGUUGGAAGCCACUAUCUUGAUGAGAUGGAAUGGCAAGUCAUUUUGUGGAAUGAAGAGGAGAAUGGACAGACUGAUUCAUCUAUAGGGUUGGGAAAGAUAACUGAGCAAAAAGGGAUUUUAGGUCCUGGUCCUGCAGAAUUACGUUUCCCCGAAGCUAUUUAAUGUGAUGGUGUAGACAUUCGGUGGCAGCUUGAAGGAUCACAGCAAAAGUGGCAGGAUUUUCCAGUCAAGCCAUCUCCUGGCGUUAAAUUAUUAUAUCCUUCAUUUUGUUGUAUAAUGGAUAAACAUUUUGAUUAGCAAAUUGGCUUGUUGUAUAUAGAAUAGAUCCCUUUUGGGGACUAGCCAAUAUCAAUGUACUAAUUCACCAUGGAAGAUUCAUCUUCACCGCCUUGACGAAAAUUGAACAGCUUCCUUAAUGUAUUCAUAGAUGUCAAGUGAUUUCGAGGUUGCAGUUUUUGACUGAUAAAA
Messenger RNA from Solanum verrucosum, 1421 nucleotides. RefSeq names its product mRNA cap guanine-N7 methyltransferase 2. Gene Ontology annotation, biological process: 7-methylguanosine mRNA capping. The transcript is spliced from 11 exons. Gene Ontology annotation, cellular component: nucleus. The coding region runs from base 36 to 1115 and encodes 359 amino acids. The record is from RefSeq and is a predicted model, not a curated record. Lineage: Eukaryota; Viridiplantae; Streptophyta; Magnoliopsida; Solanales; Solanaceae. Gene Ontology annotation, molecular function: mRNA 5'-cap (guanine-N7-)-methyltransferase activity.